AUGCUGAUUUUUGGAGGAGCAAAAAAGGUGAAUGUAAGUCAUGUGAUUCACGAUUUGUCUUUUGGACCAAAGUAUCCAGGGAUCCAUAAUCCUCUUGAUGGAACUGCAAGGAUACUAGAUGAUACAAGUGGAACGUUCAAGUAUUAUAUAAAGAUUGUUCCAACGGAAUACAGAUACCUCUCUAAAGAAGUGUUGCCUACAAACCAAUUUUCUGUCACAGAAUACUUUGUGCCAAUGCGUGACUUUGAUAGGUCAUGGCCAGCUGUUUUCUUCUUGUAUGAUCUGUCACCUAUUACGGUGACAAUAAGAGAAGAACGACGUAGUUUUCUUCAUUUCCUAACUCGGCUAUGUGCCGUGCUUGGUGGCACAUUUGCUUUAACAGGUACAUGCUGAUC
Messenger RNA from Zingiber officinale, 395 nucleotides. Its product is annotated as endoplasmic reticulum-Golgi intermediate compartment protein 3-like. Gene Ontology annotation, cellular component: COPII-coated ER to Golgi transport vesicle; endoplasmic reticulum. The record is from RefSeq and is a predicted model, not a curated record. The coding region runs from base 1 to 393 and encodes 130 amino acids. NCBI's taxonomy places the organism in Eukaryota, Viridiplantae, Streptophyta, Magnoliopsida, Zingiberales, Zingiberaceae. The transcript has 4 exons.